UGGGGAUCUUCUUCGCCGACCAAAGUACGAGACGGCGGCGCAGUCGCCCUCUGCCACUGCCGCUCCGCUAGCCGCGAGUUCCGAAACCUCGAAAUUCCGUGGCCUCCCCGCACCGCACCCCCGCUAGGUAUCGCCGGCCGCUUGUUUGGUCUGACGGCGUGAGGAAUCACUGGGAUGGUGGGAUCAGGGAUGGAGGGUGGGGGCGCGCGGGUGUCGCCUACGUCGAGCGGCCGCCGGAGGCACAAGGCGCUCGCGCCCGGGCGCUUUCAGAUAAGCCCUGGCGUUGUCUUCGAUGGGAAUCGCUCCGGCUUGGAGACGCUCCAGAUGAGCUGCGAUACGGCGGCGGGUGGCGGGCUCUCCGACUCGCUGAGCCAUGGAGGCAGCGUGGAUGGGGAAUUGGAGAGCCCCGCAAUCGACGGGGAUAACGAGGUUUCCAGAGGAGGAGGAGGAGGCGGGGUCGGAGGGGAUUGCGGCUUUGAGAGUGUAGACGGCGAUUUAGUUGCCAAAGAGGGCGACUCAGCUGCCAAAGAGGGGGAUUCGCUGCCCAAAAAUUGCAAAAUUCAUGAGGGUCUUGAUAACAACGGAGUAAUGGCAGAGCCACAUGGGGCCAACCCUGGCGACCUGCCUGGUUUAAAAUGCAAUGGCACUGCCGAGCAGCGCGAUUCCGUGGGGGAAGAUUGCAGUUUGCAGUUUCUCAUGAAUGGUGAUGGUACCAUACCGGGUUUACGGAAGGGGCGCAAGGCAGUGGCCCAAUGGAGGUUCCAGACUGGGUACAAACCCAAAUGGGCACGAGAUUUAUUAUCAGGGAAUAGAUCAGGAGAAAUUGAAGGGCCAGUGUCCAUGGUCGGAGAUGGAUCGAGCAAGAGUGCUCCUGUCAUGGCAUGCAAUCGCUCUCGUAUCAAAGGUUCAGCUACUGGUGGACAUCAUUCAAAAGUUCAGAAAGGAACUGGCUCAGCACCGAAGAAGAGGAAAGUUCAUGAGGAUGAUCACAGGACUUCCUUGGUGCGAGAAAAUAUGUUGACUAAGUUGCGGGAGUUUCGGAUAAUUUACAAGAAGCUCCUGGAGGAGGAAGAGGUCAAGUGGAGUGGAAGAGGGCAUGGUGUGAGACCUGAUAUUGCAGCUUUCAAUAUUUUCCGGGAGAAAUUCGGUGCUGAUCAUGAUGACAUGAGGUACGAUGGAAGCAUUCCAGGGGUUCGUAUUGGUGACGUGUUCAAUUCUAUCAUGGAACUUUCCAUUGUUGGCAUACACCGUGCACAAUCGUUGUCAGUUGAUCACAUCAAAAAGAAGGAUGGGACAUGUCUAGCUGUUAGUGUUGUGUCGUAUGCACAACCUUCUGCCUCUGAUAGUUUGGAUUUCCUGUUACAUGUUGGAUCAGUGGCUGCCACGUAUGAUCAGAAGUUAGGAGGCACUGACGUGGCACUCAUGGAGAGUAUGGAAACUGAUACGCCUGUCCGUGUUAUUCAUGCAUUUGUAACUGAGCUAGGUAAUGACUGUGGACCCAAACCGCUUACUACUUACGUAUAUGGUGGUUUGUACUUGGUUGAGAAAUUCCAUAGAGAAAAAACAACGGGAGAUCAGUAUGUUAAUACGUUUCAUCUAAGAAGAAUGGCAGAGCAGCAACAAAUUGACAUACAAGUUCUGAAAACUAAAAAGCCGGAAUCAUUUGAUGGCACUUUCACUGUAGACAUAUCCGGAGGUCUUGAGAAGGUCCCUAUUUCUGCUAUUAACUCUAUAUCAAAUGAGCACCUGAUGACAUUUCGCUACAUUUCGCAAAUACAGUAUCCCCUAAACUUUAGGCCAGAUCCUCCAUCAGGUUGUGAUUGUGUUGGUGGAUGUUCAGUCUCUCAAAAAUGUGCAUGCACAGUGAAAAAUGGAGGGGAGUUCCCUUACGAUGAUAUUGGUGAAAAUAUAGAAGAAAAGCCUCUUAUUUAUGAGUGUGGGCCAUCUUGCAAGUGCCCUCCUACUUGUCGCAAUAGAGUUAGCCAGCGUGGAAUCAAGUUCCGCUUCCAGGUCUUCAAAACCAACUCAAUGGGGUGGGGAGUAAGAACUCUUGACUUCAUUCCGAAUGGAAGUUUUGUAUGUGAAUACAUAGGAGAGCUAUUGGAGGAAGAAGAGGCACAGAAAAGGAAGAGUGACGAAUACCUAUUUGCUAUUGGGAACAAGUAUCAUGAUGUACCUCGUUGGAAGGCCCAGAUCAAGACUAUUCCCUCCCUUCAGAAUGUCCCUAGUGAAGAUGAUGAAAUUGGUUUUGCUAUUGAUGCACUGAACCAGGGAAAUUUUGCAAGGUUCAUCAACCAUAGUUGCACCCCCAACCUUUACACACAGAAUGUCCUCCAUGACCAUGACAACAUAAGUAUGCCUCAUGUCAUGCUUUUUGCUUCUGAGGAUAUUCCUCCCCUUAAAGAGCUAUCAUAUGAUUACAAUUAUGAGAUAGACAAGGUUUAUGAUUCUGAUGGUAACAUCAAGAUGAAACCAUGUUUUUGUGGAUCUGUUGAAUGCACUGGACGGUUGUAUUAAAUUUAGUCCCUUGGAAAUCAUUUGUUGUCGUUCUAUUGAAUGUACCUUCUUUGUUUAGGUGAGGGUUUCUCUUUCUGCAUGUUACUUGUCUUGUAACUUUAGUUUGCAAGCAGCGAGUUAUUUCUUAAAGUAUCGGGAUAACUGGUAUAUUCAUGCAGAUCUCCUGUUUUUAUAACCUCAA
Setaria italica (foxtail millet) is the source of this 2698-nucleotide messenger RNA. Its product is annotated as histone-lysine N-methyltransferase, H3 lysine-9 specific SUVH5. The transcript is spliced from 2 exons. NCBI's taxonomy places the organism in Eukaryota, Viridiplantae, Streptophyta, Magnoliopsida, Poales, Poaceae. Gene Ontology annotation, cellular component: nucleus. Gene Ontology annotation, molecular function: histone methyltransferase activity; zinc ion binding; protein binding. The coding region runs from base 175 to 2517 and encodes 780 amino acids. The record is from RefSeq and is a predicted model, not a curated record.